UGCAUUUGCGAGCUCUGUUAACACUAUUUACAUGUAUUUCGUCAUUCGCGCCAAGUUUUCAAGACUCCUGAUCCAAGAAAGUAUGAAGCGCACCAGGACAAAGGAAACUCAGCCCCAGCCGCAAAAGAAGCUUAAAAAGGAGAAGGAAACCGAAUCAGAAUCCGAAUCCAGUAGUAACAAUGAGGAAGAAGUUCCUUCUACCAGUUCAAAAAAAUCCGUGGUGCACACUAGCUUUCAGGAAUUCCUUACACACCUUCAGCAUCAACGUUUGGCCACUGCCUCAAAUAUUCAGGAAUUCUCUUUCAAGAAGAAACGCGUUCGCAUCUUGUCCAAAGUCAUUGACGUAAGGGAAGGAUGUCGUGGAGGGGUUGUCUAUUGGAUGUCAAGAGAUGGUCGUAUUCAAGACAAUUGGGCAUUGCUAUUUGCCCAGCGUCUGGCCUUAAAACUGGAUCUGCCUUUGGCUGUGGUCUUUUGCCUGGUGCCAAAGUUUCUAAAUGCCACUUUGAGACACUAUAAAUUCAUGUUGGGUGGCCUCAAAGAAGUGGAGAAGGAGUGCCGAGAUCUGAAUAUUGGUUUUCAUUUACUACUAGGUCCAGCUCGUGAGGAGUUACCAAAAUUUGUACGUGAUAAUGACAUUGGGGCGGUGAUUUGUGACUUUGCUCCACUGCGCGUACCACGCCAGUGGGUAGAGGAUGUAACCAAGGGAUUGCCCAAAGAUGUUCCCUUCACCCAAGUCGAUGCCCACAAUAUAGUUCCACUUUGGGUGGCGUCAGAUAAACAGGAAUAUGCCGCUAGAACCAUACGAAAUAAGAUCAAUUCAAAGUUGGGUGAAUAUCUUACCGAGUUUCCUGUAGUAGCAAAACAUCCCCAUGGCAAGAGCAGUGCGAAAAUUAAUUGGACAUCUGCAUAUGAGAUGCUCGAGUGUGACAAAUCUGUAGAUGAAGUGGAGUGGGCUCAGCCUGGUUAUAAUGCUGCUUGUCGUCAGCUUUAUGAAUUUUGUACCCGCAGAUUAGGUAAAUUCCAUAACCAGCGCAACAAUCCUACUGCAGAUGCCUUGUCCGGACUCUCGCCUUGGCUGCACUUUGGCCAAAUCUCUGCCCAGCGUUGCGUCUUGGAGGUAAAACGUUAUGCUAAACAACACAAGGCAUCUACCGAAGCCUUUUGCGAGGAGACCAUUGUGCGUCGUGAGUUGGCAGAUAAUUUUUGCUACUACAACGAGAACUAUGACAGCUUAAAGGGAGUGACCAGUUGGGCGUAUCAAUCCCUAGACGCUCAUCGUAAAGAUCCGCGUGAUCCCUGCUAUAAGCUUGAGGAUUUGGAAACGGCGCGAACUUACGAUGAUUUGUGGAAUUCGGCACAACUUCAAUUGGUCAAAGAGGGCAAAAUGCAUGGAUUUCUUCGCAUGUACUGGGGCAAGAAGAUAUUGGAGUGGACAGAGUCACCAGAACAGGCCUUGGAGUGGACAAUUUUGCUCAACGACAAAUAUAGUUUAGAUGGCCGCGAUCCCAAUGGUUAUGUUGGUUGUAUGUGGUCAAUUGGAGGCAUUCAUGAUACCGCUUGGAAAGAACGUCCCAUAUUUGGCAAAGUUCGCUACAUGAACUAUCAGGGUUGCAAGAGAAAAUUCGAUGUCAAUGCAUUUGUUGCGCGCUAUGGAGGCAAGGUAUAUCCGAAAAAGGACAAAAAAUAAAAUGCAAGUGAAGCAAAUCAAAUCCCUAAA
This is a messenger RNA of Drosophila willistoni, 1717 nucleotides long. Its product is annotated as deoxyribodipyrimidine photo-lyase. The record is from RefSeq and is a predicted model, not a curated record. The transcript has 2 exons. Gene Ontology annotation, molecular function: deoxyribodipyrimidine photo-lyase activity. Lineage: Eukaryota; Metazoa; Arthropoda; Insecta; Diptera; Drosophilidae. Gene Ontology annotation, biological process: photoreactive repair. Bases 32 to 1687 code for a protein of 551 amino acids.